CUUAAUUUUCAACGUUUAAAAAGUGGAUAUGAGUUGAAAAGUAUAUAUCGAAAAGAAAUGCAAUGAGCUGAAACUAGGCGCAUUUAAUUUUUUGAUUUCUUAAUAUUUAAAAUACAUUUAUUUUUUAGUGAAUCAAGUUUUACAAUACGCCAUUUUGUUCUGUCUUGCAAACAUUGCAUAGAAUUCUUGAACGAAAAGGUGCCAAAACCCGCGGUUAUUUUGAGUUUUAUUUUAAUAAGUUUUCAUAAACGCCAAACUUCCUAAAAUGAUUGAUGAAAUUUGUUUAAAUACUCUUGUGUGUAAUGUCGUAGCAAAGAAUCGUUUCAGUCAUUGCAGGUUAUGUCUUUGCCUUCUUCAAGACCACUACGUACGAUUCACCGACAAAGUUUCAUUGGAUACUGAAAAAAAUAUAUUUCAGCCACUUAGUGAAGUUCUUAUGAAAUUACUCGGUCAAAAUGCUUGCGACGAAGUCCCAGGUAUCGAUGCGUUGUGUACGUCGUGCGUCGACAAAGUUCUUGAAACUGCAAGAUUGAUGGAACUAUAUGAAAAGUCUACUAAUUUUAUCAACAACGUAUUCAGCAAUCUCUCCAAUGCAUUAAAUAUGGAAAUAGAUUCAGAUAAAGAAAAUCAAGAUUUGUUCAUAGUUGUUGAAGAAAACAAUUCACAAUUACUUUGGAUGAAAAAAGAAGAAAAGCGGAAGAAGAAAAAGUGUAAUGAAAAUCAAUAUUUUCAUUGUGACAAUUGUAUUGAAACUUUUAGUAAUAGCUCAGAAUUAAAAGCUCAUAAUUUAGCUGUACAUGAUAUUUUCACAUGUGACAAAUGUUACAAUACUUUCCUAAGUGACUCCGAGCUCAUACUACAUGAGAGUACAGUGCACAGAUACCAAUGUCCUGACUGUUCCCAAUGGUUGUCAUCCAAGAGAGAAUAUAGUGAACAUCAUGAGAAAAUUCACGGCAUUGUGAUAUGCCAGGAUUGUGGCAAGAUUUGCCAUGGUACAGAUAAAUUAAAUAUACAUGAACAAAAACAUAGCCAAAAAUUUUCAUGUCCCAAAUGUAAUAAAAAGUAUACAACUAGAGAUUUUUACACAAAACAUGUCAAACUAUGUAUCAAAGGUCUUAUUGACCCGCACCCGACAAGAAAUAAUAGAAAGGACUACACAUGUGAGAAGUGUGCCAAAGCGUACGGCACUCCCGGAGGUUUACGAGUACACAAUAGAUUUGUGCAUGGCAAUGCCAAGCCUCAUAUUUGCAAUGAAUGUGGCAAACAGUUUACAGCUCCUAGUUAUUUAAAAAUUCACAUGGUUAAACAUACAGGUGAAAAGAACUUUAUAUGUGAUUUAUGUGGAGGCAGAUUUGUCUCCAAGGAAGCAUUACUCUAUCAUACAAGGAGACACACCGGAGAGAAACCUUACAGUUGUAAGAUUUGCAAUGAAAGAUUUGUCAAUGCCUCCGCUAGAGCUGAACAUAUAAAGUUCAAGCAUAUAGGCCCUACUUUAAUGUGUGAUAUUUGUCCGAGAAAGUUUGUCACACCGCAUUUCUUGAAGCAGCAUAUAAGCAGGCAUCAUGACCCAAGUAGCAAACUUUAUUACGGUAGGAAUACGAUUCCUCCGGACAUGCCCGGGGAACUGAACAUGAGAACUUUUAAAAUUAAUUCAAGGAAAUGAUAAAUGUUUGGCUCCACAAUGUGUAAUUUGAACAAUUUGUUAGUAUGCAGUUCAACUUAAAGCUUGCUACACACCUUGAGUUUUAACUUAACAGUCAAACUGUACAGUUCAAGUUGAUGGUGUCUAGUAGGCUUAGAAGAUGGUGUAAUUUAGUUUAGUAAUUUGAGAUACAUUAGAAUGAUAUCUCCUUACCUGUGGUUUCAUGUCAUAAAAUUCCCUAUUUUUGCAGUUUCCAGCAGUAUAUUCUGUUUUAAGUGUUUUUUUUUAUUAUUGUUGUCAUUCAUUAAUAGAAGUAUUUACUAUUGUUAAGUAUUGAGGCUGCUUUUAAAAUAGAAAGAUAUAAUGCAUGAAAUAAAAAUGUGCCUUAUAGCCUGUUGAAUAUAUA
This is a messenger RNA of Papilio polytes (common Mormon), 2048 nucleotides long. RefSeq names its product myoneurin-like. NCBI's taxonomy places the organism in Eukaryota, Metazoa, Arthropoda, Insecta, Lepidoptera, Papilionidae. The record is from RefSeq and is a predicted model, not a curated record. The coding region runs from base 266 to 1663 and encodes 465 amino acids. Gene Ontology annotation, molecular function: DNA-binding transcription factor activity, RNA polymerase II-specific; RNA polymerase II transcription regulatory region sequence-specific DNA binding. Gene Ontology annotation, cellular component: nucleus. The transcript is spliced from 2 exons. Gene Ontology annotation, biological process: regulation of transcription by RNA polymerase II.